Boleophthalmus pectinirostris (great blue-spotted mudskipper) is the source of this 552-nucleotide messenger RNA. RefSeq names its product reactive oxygen species modulator 1 (gene romo1). The record is from RefSeq and is a predicted model, not a curated record. Lineage: Eukaryota; Metazoa; Chordata; Actinopteri; Gobiiformes; Gobiidae. Gene Ontology annotation, cellular component: TIM23 mitochondrial import inner membrane translocase complex. Gene Ontology annotation, biological process: protein insertion into mitochondrial inner membrane; protein import into mitochondrial matrix. The coding region runs from base 162 to 401 and encodes 79 amino acids. The transcript is spliced from 3 exons.
GCUCUUAUAAACUCAGCCUCUGCUUCAUCAGCGCUGCUUUUCUCUUUCCUGUGUGAUGCUGCGCUGCUGAACGGCAUUUAAACUCACCCCCCGCUCCCAAAACAACCAAAGUGUUCGGCUUUAUUGGACCGGGACACGCUCGGUGAACCUUGCACGUCGCGAUGCCGGUGGCGGUGGGGCCGUACGGACAGACUCAGCCCUCGUGCUUCGACAGGGUGAAGAUGGGCUUCAUGAUGGGCUUUGCUGUGGGGAUGGCAGCGGGAGCCAUGUUUGGGACUUUCUCAUGUCUCAGGAUCGGGAUGCGUGGCCGGGAGCUGAUGGGCGGAGUGGGGAAGACCAUGAUGCAAAGCGGUGGCACUUUUGGGACAUUUAUGGCCAUUGGAAUGGGCAUCCGCUGCUGAGGACCAACUCAACAAAACCCCCCCCCCAAUUUACCCAAUUCUUUACAGAAUCAUCAUGAAAUAUAAUGGGACUGUUCCAGAUACAACAACAUUAAGAAAUCUGUUUGCUGUCUUUCUUUCUAGUUUUGUCAAUAAAUGCUCUGAAAUGUGA